Molecule: messenger RNA, 1188 nt
Organism: Jaminaea rosea
Lineage: Eukaryota; Fungi; Basidiomycota; Exobasidiomycetes; Microstromatales
Exons: 3
Coding region: 1-1188 (395 amino acids)
Source: RefSeq, a predicted model, not a curated record
AUGCUCGCAUCUAGUUUCGUCAGCCUCGCUUUGAGCUUCGCGACUGCGGCAGCCAAUCAUGUCACCUGCACCUGGCGACCUGGCCUAGAGACGCCAGACAAGUACGGAUACGUCUCAUUCUGCACAGCGAGGAAGGAAUACAUAGACGACAAGCACCAACGCUUCAUGUGCACCAGUGACCUAUCCAUCAAAGUCGCAGACUGGGGUUUUCUUGGAGAGGAAAUCCUCGAGAUGGCAACUCCGUGCAACGGCGGAGGCUACGCAAAGAAGUCACACUGCGACAAAGGAAGCUGGGGAGUCUGCUUUCCCCCUUCAAAGCAGUACAAUGGUACGACUUGUCGCUUUUGGGACCGCUUUGACGACUGCGAGUGGCCCGUUUUUCUCUCCUUUUUCGAGCUGCCCGACAACGUGACGAUUUGGUACAACUGGACUCCUGGCCCGGAGGACCCCAACAAGUACAACUACACGAUCUUGUGCCAAGCAUUCAAGUAUGAAGACAAUCAUAAGCAAGCCCGCUACCUCUGCAAGGGGCCGAAUCAGGUCAAGGUAGCAGACUGGGGCUAUCUCCGACCCAAAACGCUAGAAUUUGGCACAGCAUGCAACGGGGGAGGCUAUGGAGGCCAGCUGUGUGACAGGCGCAGCUGGGGUGUUUGCCUACCAAAGACUUUCGAGAACCCAAACCUCAACUGUCGCUAUAUGGAUCGAUACGAUGACUGCCAGUGGCCUCAAUUAUUGGCUUACGACGAGCUCCCAGAAGACGUUACCAUCUGCUUGAGCCCCGCUCUGGCUAACCACUUCUUUUGCAACUGGGACGGUCCAGGCGCAGACGUUCCCGAGAAGUACAAUUAUGAGCGAUACUGCUCUGCGAUCCAAACUUGGGCUGACGACACCCAUGCAACGUACACCUGCGAGCUGAGCGGAGUCAAAGUAGCUGAUUGGGGCUAUCUUCAGGAGGGUGUGUUAGAAAUAGCGACUCCGUGCAAUGGGGGAGGCUACGGAGACAAGCAUGAAUGCUCCUCGCACAAUUGGGCUGCCUGCGUCAAUCUGUCCAACGUCAAUAGCACGCACAAGGUCAACCUUUUUCCUUGGAAGUGCUACUAUUUCAGUCGCCAUGACGACUGCCAGUGGCCUACGGCUUUCACCAAGUCGGAGCUCCCCGAGACUGUUGUCAUCUAUCGUGACGAGUAA